AGCAUCAUAAUCAUAAUAAUCAACAUCAACAUAGUCGACAAUCAAAAUCAUCAACAAAGAUGUCAUCAUCACAACAUCGAUUACAAUCCAAAUUGUCAUCACCAUUGUCAUCAUUGUCAUUAUCAUCACCAUCGAAAUUGUUAUCCAUAAUGCCCAGAAAAACAUCCUCAUCAUCAACAAAAAGCUUAAUAAUGUUGUCAACAAUCAUGUUGAUGAUGAUGGUGAUGACAUUCACACCGAUAUCGGUUGUUCAUUCAUUACCAAUUGUUGAAUCAACAUUAACGACAACGGCAACAUACGAUAAUAGUAAUAGUAGCAGUAGUAGCGAAACUAUUACCGAAUCGAUUCCAUUACAUCGUUUUGUUCGGCAAACAACCAAAAAACGAGAUGAAAAUACAGCCAAUAUCAAUGAUAAUGGUGAAGAUGAUGUACGACCAUAUCUACAUUUUGAAAGUAUGUUACCAGAACAGGUUGUUAUUGAACAAGAUGAACGAUAUGUACUUGAAUGUGAUGUUGCCGGCACACCUAAUCCAAUAAUCUAUUGGCUUCGUAAUGGAAAAUUAGUUCAUCCACAACAGCAGCAACAAUUACAAAAGAAUUUGGUCGAUUUGGAUGAAAGUAGCAAUGAUGUUGUAUCACUUUCAAUGCUUAUGUUAAGCAGUAGUAUACGGCCAUCAUCGUCAGACCAUCUUGGCUUAUCACGAGUUAAAUCUCGUUUAUUUCUCGAAUGUUUGAAUCCAGAAACAGAUUUGGGCACUAUCUAUACGUGUGUUGCAGUCACACCAUUUGAACAGAAACGUUCGAAUACAAAAGUAAUCAUUGUUCCACGUCGAUCAUCAUCACCAUCAUUAAAUCCAAGGUAUAAAGGUGGCAAUGAAAAGGAAAUGGAAUUGUUUGGCAAUUCUUUGAUUGAAAAUUCAUUAAUUCCCAUUGCAUCAUCUCCGUCAGCAAAUUAUCAUAAAAUAAUCAAUAAUCAAUCACCAAGUGGUAAUGGUCUUGCUUCUGCCGUUUCAUGUUUGGAGAAAAAAUCUCUAAAUUCACCUGCAAAAAUAUAUUUCUGGACACAAACGCUCAUGGAAAAUAUGGGCAAUAAUGUCAUUAUUCAUUGUCGUGCUACCGGUUUUCCAAAACCUCGAAUCAAUUGGUUUGUCAAUGGACAAAUAACAUCAUCUAUAAAUGACAAAUAUCAAAUAUUACCUAAUGGAGAUCUAUUUAUCCACAAUUCUACUUUUGAUGAUAUGGGCGUUUAUCAAUGUAUGGCAUCCAAUGAAUUUGGUUCGGAUUCAAUUGAUGAGAUUUUCUUCUAUCCAACAAUGAAGGAAUAAAUAUCAAUAAUGAAAUAAUUCAAACGGAAAC
Messenger RNA from Dermatophagoides farinae (American house dust mite), 1356 nucleotides. Its product is annotated as immunoglobulin superfamily member 10. The record is from RefSeq and is a predicted model, not a curated record. Gene Ontology annotation, cellular component: plasma membrane; axon. Lineage: Eukaryota; Metazoa; Arthropoda; Arachnida; Sarcoptiformes; Pyroglyphidae. Gene Ontology annotation, molecular function: cell-cell adhesion mediator activity. Gene Ontology annotation, biological process: dendrite self-avoidance; axon guidance; homophilic cell-cell adhesion.